AUGCCUUCCGCUCGACAGAGGGCAUCAGCUAAUGCCCCCGACACAUCAACAGUGUCCUUGAAUGAGAAAAUUCUCAAGGAAUGCCACGAUUUGUAUAUAGAGAAGGAGAAAGGUAUUUUAAAAACUGCUCUCUGUUUACUCGUGUGACGUGGAUUUUGGAACUCUCACAAUUUUUACCUUGUUUUAUAUGUUCUUUGAUCGUUGAAAAUCUUGUAAUAUUUAGGUCUUAUCACUAUUGCAAGUGGUCUGGGAUUAAAUUUACUUGCUCCAAGAAAAAAGAUCACAAUUUUACUACUUGGAAACCAUUCUGCUGGGAAAAGUUCAUUUAUAAACUGGUAAGCCGCAUACUGCAACAGUAGAUUAGCUUAUUGAGUUUUUAUUUGUCCAAAGUAUUAGCCAUGGACAAUAUUUAUUUUAGAGUGAAGCGUUGGAGAAACCGCAUUAACAACAUAUUACCCAGCAAAUUAAAUUUUAAUCCUACAGCUGUUGCCAGCUGUGACCCUUCGAUUUUCUUUAAAGAAGGUCGAAGAUCUGUUUCUUAUCACAGGUUACCCAGAGGUACGGUGUCAUGCAAAAAUGAAACACAGUCAUUUCUAUCUAAAAUGCAAACACCUGAGGAGUAGUUUGAAAAUAGGCUGUGACAUUGAUUAACCCUUUUAGUGGGGAGAAUUUGUUCAAGUAUCAAUUAGAUUCAUCUUUUGAGAUCAUGUCCUUAAUUCUCAUGACCACUCUGUUUUAUAAAGUAGUGAUAUUACAAGGAGAAAUUUGACGCAGAUCACUCCUAGGGCUUAAAGAGUUAAUGUAGCUCUGAUGCUUUGUUUAACAGGUAUGUGGAAGAACAUGUGCAGAAGACUGGGGUUGCUAUUGAAACUCAAGGAUUUACUUUUGUCACCAGUGGAAAGAAGCGAGAAUCUUUGACGGUAAGACUGAUAGUGUAGUGUAGAUUAGUAGUGAUUGUGUAGGCCCAAAGAAAAGAAAUGUUUUAAAAUACUUAGCUGUACAUAGUACAAUCAACUCUAAAAUACAGACACGUGGCUAAAAUGGUCAUCUAGAGUUAGUCCUGCCAUUUUUUACUCCUAUGUUUAGUUGCCUCUCCAUAAGAUAGGAAUUUUCCCAUUAAUAUUUUGGAACAAAAUUUCACUUGUGAAGUGUCAAAGUUCCAUACAUCUCAGUUCCAAGAUGGCAGCAAAGUGCUAAAGUUUUCGAUCGAUAAUUAGUUUGAUAAAAUGUCAAAAACCUAUGAUUGUGAACGUAAUUUGCCAUCCAUGAUAUUAACAGGUAAUCAAAAUGGUUUACUGGUGAAAUUUGUCCAAAUUCUAAUAAUUUUCCUUGCCUUAAGGCUCGGGAAAUAAUUAGUAGAAUAAUAUGGACAAAAUGCGCGUGAAAUUAUUCCCUUAUUUCAAUACACAUACAAGCACCUUACUACUAAAUUUUUGUAGUUGAUUAAAAAUUAAAGAAAUUCUUUCACAUAGUUACUAAACGAAGGGCCUGAAAGAGAUGAUUUAAGUUGGUUGAACAAAGUGUGAGCAAUAAUAUGACCUUAUUUUGUAAAUUUACCGUAAGGUUCCGAAAGUAACAACCCGGCGUUACUUUCGGACUUAACAGCCUUUUCCUAUCACUUCUUUCGGAAGGUCGCUACUUUCAGAAGGUUGCUACUUUCGAGCAGUUAAAACUUGUAUCAUAUAAGUUAAUAUCGUGACGAUUGUAAAAACAUCCACACUUUUAAAUUGGGGUCCAAACAUAUUACAUGCUAUUGCUUUUUAAAUAAAACUAUAUUCAAAAGAAUUGUUUGAUUACGGUGUUGGUUUUCACAGAUCAAAGGAAGACUUUUUGACCAAAAAAAAGAUGUGAUGUACCUUUUGAGUUACAUAAAGGCUGUCAAAGAUCAUUAUAACCAUUAAAAAAUAAAUCUCGGAUCAGUUUGGUAAGGUUGUUGUACACAUUCAUUUCCAUUGUAGCAAGAAGGGAAAUCACUUUUGAAGACGCUACGUCUGUAGGGUUGUUAUUUUCGGAAGGUCACUGCUUUUGGCAUUUGUUAACACCUGUGAAAUUUUAUCACUACUUUUGAAGAGUUUCUACUUUUGGGGGGUUGUUACUUUGGGAACUUUAUGGUAUCUUAAUUUUAUCAAUUUCUAACAGGGAAAUGCUACAUUACAUCUUUACCCGCAUUUCAAAUCAUUACAAGAUCUCAAAGGUAGGGAAUGAUAAUUUCUUGUAAUAAAAUUGUAUCUGCUGCUGGUAUACAUGUAUGUUUAAGCUGGGCUAAACUUGGCUGUUAGAAUACAUGUUUGUGUAACUUGGAAAAACAAUCUUGUUACCAUUUCGUUAAAAUUCUCAAUAUUUGAAUGAUAAAUAAAUGUAAAUGAAAAGAAAAAAUGUUGUUUUUUCUCUUGUAGCAGCCAUGUAGUGGGUUGUUUAUACAGUUUGUAUUCACAAUAUUUGUUGCAAAGGGCUUUUUGAAGUAUUUUUGAGGAUACUUACAUUAAUGCAUUCCAAAAUUGUACAAUGAUAUAGCUACAUAUGACUCGUGUUAAUCUGGUGCUAUUCUUUUGACAAAUCCCCUUUAUUUUUAAUUUAUAUGCUACUGUAUGUUAAUGUUAUUUAUUUAUGCUACCUUUGUAGGUGUUGUUGACUACUUGACAACUGAAAUUUCAACAUCAAAGCAAAAAAAGUUCAGUUUGGUGACAUUUGUUGACACGCCGGGGCUUGUUGAUGGAGAUAUGAAAUAUGCAUUUGAUGUGGAUGAUUCUAUUCUUUGGUUGGGUGAGUAAAUUGUUUACAUGGAGGUGGGGGACCCCAGAUAGCUGAGGUAUCAUGUGGCAGGUCACCACACCUUUCAUGUAAACGUGAUCAAAUUAAAAUGAGAGAUUACAUGGACAGGGUUACCCCACUUACUGUGUGGCACAAAUUUUUGCGGGUUCUAAUUUUUGCGGUUUUUCCAGCGAUCCGCAACAAUAAGUUCCCACAAAUAAAAAUUACUGCAAACAUUUUUCCCGCAAUAAUUUACUCCAGAGAAAACUUAAAUUUUCUACACAAAAAUACAGUAGUAAGAAAUCGUGUCUGUUCAAUUACAACUUGUGUCUUUCGUUCAGAAACAAAGGGGUAUACAAUGGUGGAUGCAUAGGGUAUGCACACCGUAGGAUUGCUUGAAAAUCUGUAUUUCUAUUGCAUGUACACAAUAGAAACGAAAACAUUACCAAUGCUAGGUACUUUUACUUUCUGAAAAUUGCAAAAAUUCAUUCCGAGUAAGAAAAACCAAUCUGUCCUAACCACAAAAAUUUUUUCCCGCAAAAUACAAAUAUUGCCGAUCCACAAAAAUAAACUCCCGCAAAAGUUUUGUGCCACACGGUAGGCACAUUACCUCACCUACUUGGGGUCCCCUGCCUCCAUGUAAACAGGGCCUAAGCCAAGAGUGACCAACAUCAAUUUUCUCCUAACCAUGUCAAUACAUUCUUAAGGGAAAAGGUAGUGAGAAUUAACCAAAAUGAUCAUCUGUACUCUGAAAUUACUACUAGGUAAUAUUAUACCCUUAGCUAAUAGUCAUCUGUUUUAUUUCCAGGUAAUCUGGCUGAUCUUAUCUUUGUCUUCUUUGAUCCUAUUGGACAAGCACUGUGUAAACGGACUCUAAAUUUAGUUGGUAAGUGUAGCUUUUUCAAGAGAUAAGUAUUAUAGUGAAAUCAACUGUCUGGAUAGAUUUAUUCAGAGGAUAGCGUUAUCUACCUUUUGAACAACUGGUGUCUGGUCCAUGGAAUUAAACACCAUACAGUUCAGAUUAGAAUAAUUAUUUGAAUAUUGUAAUAUUGCAUUAAUGCAUCAAUAACUUCGGACGAUAAGUGAUGUCUAUUUAUUUGUAGUUGACUUCUGACCCUUUUUGUUCAUUCUUCCAUGCAGAGAAACUAAAUGAGAGACACGCUGACCGAAUCAGGUUUUUUCUGAGCAAAGCUGAUUCAGCAGGGCAUGAAAGUGACAGACAGGUACAUUUUUGUAUUUGAAUACUUCUUCAAUGAGUUAGACCACAUAGUUUAUCAAAGGCAAGACUGUUGACAGUCCGUAAGAUUGUUGGGAUUGAGCACUUUGUAUUAUGUGCGGAAAUCUUUGUUUCAAAAUGUUCCCAGUCCAGCCUGGGGAUUGGUGUGUAGUGAUACAUUUUGAAAACAAGAUGGCUGCCUGUCAGUGAUGCGAAGGCAUAAGUGCGUAAUCUUGACAGUGUUACGGGAAAAUAGGGGACUGUGAACAGCUUAUCGAAGGCUAUAAUAGCACAGUUGCGGGUUUGUGGAAACAUUAAUUACAAGAACUACACUCUAGUGACAAAACAUUAAAAAUCAAUUGUUCUGGAAGAAGUUUCAUCUCCCUGUAGACUCCUUUGCUCGUCUGUUGGAAUUAUUAAUACGUCCACAAGAAGAGCAUAGAAUGAAAACAAAAACCACUUGUAGUGAAAAAAUGCACACUCAAAUACCGUUUACAUUGGUACACAGUGUGGUAAGACUUGUAUUUGUUUUGAUUUGUUUUUUUGUUUUCCACACAUUUAAAUGUAAUGUCUAUUUAUGUGUGUAUUGAACUGACCCUUGGUUUGAUAAAACUUCAAGAAAAAACAAAUUAAUAAAAUUUAAUCCCAGGUGAUAAUGGAGAGAUAUAGAGUCAUUUUUAUUGCAAAUGGCAAACAUGAAUUUGUGCCCUGUGACCAAGUUCUUCCAUUCACUUGACUUUAACUGUUCUUUAGUUCCACAAAAAAUAAUAGUAGUUUCACAAUGUUUUAUCUGAUCAUUUUCUAUUUUGAGAAAUUCUCAACUUGAGUCUGCCAUUUGCCAUAAACAUGCCUCUACUUCUCUCAAAUGUUACAAAAUUAAUGCUCUGAAGAAUUAAUGCUGAACCCGUGCUUUUACUGUUUUUUUUUUAGAAAGUUUUGAUGCAGAUAACCCAGGAACUCUGUAAAAGACCAGGACUCAAUAAAGCAGGAUUUGAAAUGCCAACUAUUUUUAUUCCAACACUGCUGGACAAGGUAUGUAAAGUGAAUAAACAGCACUCACUAGUGUGUCACCACACACUGUAGUGCAGUGGAACCUCGAUAUAAUGAAGGGCCAAGGGACCGGCAAAAUUUGUUUGAUAUAAUGAAGUUUUGUUAUAUUGAGGUCCUCUUCCAUAUUAUAUCUUACAAUACCACUGGGGUGAAGAAAAUCAUUAUAGCGAGGUUCCACUGUACAUGUACUACUUGACUAUCCCACACUCUCAUCUUGUCUGGUUACGGUCCUCUUUUUUUCAUAAGAUUGUUGGAAUUGUGCACCUACUUUUACACUUCAAAUGUAUCGAGUCUAGCCUAAGAAUCAACGUCAAAUCUACUCGGCAGGGCAGGGGAUGGUUUUUGGGAAGGCAAGAAGCACCCUCCCACCCAGUGCUAUAAACCCCACGGCCUGUCCCCUUAGUAGAUUUGAAAACUAGAUGGUCAACAGUAUGUCAGUGAGCGCUCAAUCUCAACAAUCUUACCAAAAAAUUAUGGGAAUGUGAACAGUCUAAGGUUGUCUACAUUGUAGUCUUUUUGAUAACACCUUUUAGGCCUCAAAUUUCACAUUAAUAUACAAUUCAGUACUAUUCUUGCAGGGAUGUUACAACAGCACUGUUAUACACGCAGAAUAUCUAUGUUGAAAGAAUUUUUCUUUACAGCCUGCAAGAUGUGCUAAUCAAAUUGAAGAAGUGUGCAAGGAGAUUGAGAAGACAAUCAACCAGACAAUACAAAAUACUCUUAACACGCUUGAAAAGGACUGUGAGAAAAUUGCUGACUUGGUGGAUGAAAAGCUAAGGAAUGAUUCGUGAGUAGUAUAUGACGUACUUUAUCACUGUAUUCACUCUUUUGGUAGCCUCAAUACAGCCACUGCUCUCUGUUCCUUGUUGUGUAAGAUGUUUCGCGGGAGAGAGGUCUGUGAUUCAGCCUCAAAAAUUUCAUGUUGAUGACGUGAAUCAAUGUUUUCUUAAUUAAUGUAGUUGUCAUGGGGUUUCCACAUCUAAAUUAUUUUGUUUGAGGAGUUGUUUUGAGCUCUUCUGUGAAUGAGCAACAGCAAAACUUAAAUGCUUGUUGUAAAGAGGUCUAUAAUCCACAAAUAAUGACCGUUUUUUGGUAGAUUCAUGGAGUUUGCAUUAAUGUUAUCUCUGUGACCUUGUGACCCAUUUGUCUGUCAUUUGUAAACAACAGCUGAAAAAAUAGAAUAACUACAUCGAUCAAUAAGUGCUCAUUGACCAGAUUCCAGACAAAUCUAUGUCAUCAGUAUGGAAUUUUAUGGGCCGAAUUGCAGACAAGUCUUUCCCGUGAAACCUCCUUAGUGGGGAGGAGCAAGGAGAGAUGGAUAUGUAUUAACAGGCCAGUGGUGGAUCCAGGGGAGGGCCCCAGGGGGCCCACCCCCCUUAUUUUUAGACCAAACUGAGACCUGAAGGGCUGAAAAACAUUUUUUUGAGACUGCCGCCCCCCUUAUUUCAGGGUCUGGAUGACCGGGUCCCCACCUUAUCUGUAGGUCUGGAUCGCCACUGCAGGCUAUCAUGGUGGAACGACUAACUUGUCAAGUUCUGUUUUCUGAAAGCGUGAAGUUGGUUUUUACUUUUUUUUCCAGAGAGGCACGUUCACAUAAUCUUCGUGCAAGAAUCAGAGGUCUUUUUUUUGGUUUCUUGGGUAUCCUUCUUCCUUUUGUCUUGUUGGUCAACUUUCUUGCCAGCAGCAGUGCUAAAGGAACCUUGGACAAUUUUGUUGGGAAAAAUGUUUCAGAAAAACUCCAUAUUUAUACGGUAAGGGCAAUAUUAUUUUCAACAAGUCAGUGUUAAAGUGUGUUCUGAACACGUGCAUCUGAGGUCAUAAAUUCUUUGGCGUGACCAAUAAUUAAAGGCACUGUUAAACCUUUUUGGCAGGGCUCAAAGUUAGCGACUAACUGGUUGCAUAUGCGACUGGAUUUUUGGUUGUGCGCCUAAAAAUUCAUGUGUAAUCGCACCUGUGCGCCGUAAAACCCAAAGCACAGUGCGACUGACUUACUUCCGACUAUACUUACGAACUCGAACUAGAAAGACGGUGUAUGUUUAGUUGGUCUUUUCUCCCAAUGGAUUCUACGAACUCGAAUGUUCUUUUUCGUUUCGAUGUUUUACUCCAUCCCAGACUCUUGUGUUUUGUAAUAAACACCGCUGACACAUGCAAAUAUAAUUAUGCUACGAACGAAACACGUACUUUUUGCGCAACGGACGAUCAUGUCGAACGCUAAGUUUUAACGUCAAUCAAAACAGAAACAGUGCGGAUUAAGAGCCUUGUUUUCCAGGUAAGAAAGUUUUUUCAGUCGUAUUCCAGUUACAUGUAAGUCAUUGCGCAUUUAACAGAUUCAUUAAAGAUUAAUUUUCAUUCGCGUUCGACACACUCAUUGUUGUCAGUUUUCAAGUGUAUGUUUUCUUUAGUCACCACUGUACUGUCAAAAAGAAAAAUUAGUUUUAAAAAUCACAACGGUAUUACUGCGUAGCAAAUCGGCUGUGUUUUAUCAAACACAGGACUGAAGUAAAAGUUUAUAAACUGAAGAUGACAAAUAAACGUGGCAUGUUAAGCUUUUUACUUUUUCUUUUGGAAUAGAUGCUCCCAACAUUAUAAGCUGUGCUCCUAAAAUUUCAGCUGUGCGCCUAAAAUUUCGGCAGUGCGCCUAAAAAUUUACACCUGGUAGCACAAGUGCUCCUAAACUCAAAUUUAAACUUUGAGCCCUGUUUGGCGGCGGUUUCACUGAUGAUAUUUGUUUUGUUAAUGAUAUUUUUAAAGAUUAAUUGGGGCACCCCUCAAAACCGACGCCCUUGGGCAAAAUGUCAGUGGGAAGGUUAAAGAGGGGAGUGAAUAAAUUUUAUUGGAAUUGACGCCUUGUUUAAUAUUUCAUUUUUCUAACUUUUCUCAUUUUGCAUUGCUAGGCGCCUGUUGAGAAGAUGUGGAUGUCUAUUCCUACACAGUACCAUAACCACGCCCUUAUUGGAAUGCUAGUGUUUUCCUUUGUACUUUUAAUUGUUGCCAAACUGUUCUCAAGGUAAACAUCUGGCCAUUCAUGUUUUGUCCCUUAGCCUGAGAAAACAGCCUACAUUUCUCGACGCCACCACGGAUUUUCCCGUAAAAUGACGUCUGAGGAACGACUGCUGAAAUGCUAUACUGAUGACGUGUUACUACCCAGAUCCGGGCAGUGCUUCUGAUUGGUUGAAGCACAUUUCCCUCGCGGCUCGACCAAUCAGUACUACCUAGAUCUGAGUAGUGACACGUCAUCAGUAUGGAAUAUCUGCCCUCGUUUCUCAGACGUCAUUUCGCGGGGAAACCAGUGGUGACGUCGCGAAAUGUCGGCUGUUUUCUUAGGCUACUGUUUAUUUAGACAAAACGCGGAUUUACUCUCUGUACUCGUGAAUUAUGAACACAUCCCUCCCAAAGUUGAUCUAGACUACUAGCACUAAGGGUAACUGGCUCACAAUGGGCAAUUCGUUCAGGUGUAAAUUUGAAAGGGAAUUAGUAGGAAGUUUCGGAUCACUAUACGUUUCUGGGAAACUGCCGACCUACUCCUCCCCUAGGCCAACAUUAACACUUACUUCUCACUUAGGGAAAAAUUUUGGCUUAGGGGAGGAGUAGGUAGGCAGUUUCCCAGAAACGUAUAUUGACCUUGCAAACAAAGCCCCAUUACCUGAAAAUGAAAUAGAUAUAUUGCCAUCAGGGCUGUCACUGAGAUUUCAAGUUGCGGGGUAAAUACGACAAUUACGUGGGGGAUCAAACAGCUAAGGAUCUCUUCUGGUUCUCCGUUUCUUCUGUUUCUCAUAAAAGUAGCGGGGAGUCACGUUCAUAAUAGCUGGGGGAAACCCACGGCUCCCAGCCGUUAAUGACGGCCCUGAUUUAAAAGACUGUCUGUCGUCUGCCCGCACACUCUUUCUCCGUGAUUUUAUUAACCUUGACUCUGGAAGAAACAGUUGGAAGUAAGAGUGUUGGACGAUAUGUACAAUUCUAAAAUAAAAACUAUUGUAAAAAGCGCCAGUUUGUGUUUUAAUAGCUGUUAGCCGCCUUCACAACACGGCCCGUUCCAAGCGUGGCUUUCAGACAGUGUGGACGAUAGCUGGCUUGCUUUUUAUACAAGAAGACUGAGAGUACUUUUCUUUUGAUGUGUCUCUCUUGUCCUCCAGAUUAAGACCCACCCUGACAAGGAAACAGAAAAAAGUUCUUUUAGAACAGAGAUCGUACGUUCAAGGAUACGUCAAGGGACACAAGGUAUACUUAUCCCCAUAUCACUUUGUUUUGUAAUUUUUGUAAUUUUUCUAUUCAUUCAUCCAUUCGUUUAUCCUUCCAUCUAUCCAUCCAUUUUUUUCUUUCAUUGAAAAGAAAAGAGAGGCAGCUUUUGAUGUGGCUUUUGUAUUUUCAAUCACAGGAGCGACUCUACCGGGAAUAUCUCCAGCAAAGUGUUGGAUCACAUGACUUUGACAGCGUCAAGUUCUGAAUCUCGUCCUUCGUUCAUGUAAUAGAGAGUUAAAGCAUCACGUAUACGGCAAAGGGCAAACGUCAGAUUCAACAACAACAAGAGUUUAUUUAACCAAGGUGAAACCAGAAUUGCACAAGUAAUUUUUUAUCUGGGCCCCUUCAAAUUAAAAAAGAAAAGAAAAGGAAAUGAUUACAAUAAUAACACUUAUAAUCUAAUAAUAAUGAACGAUAAAAAAGCAUGCCAAUAAAAAAUAUAUUUAUUUAUAUACAUAAUAUAAAUAUUAUAAAAUUUGAUCAAUAAGGGAAUACAAGAGAAGCGCCUCGGCAUAACAAUGACCAAUUAUGGACAUCAUGUACGAGUCGCUUUAAAAAAAAAUCAGACGUCUUUGAGAUUGGAGAAGGCCAUCUUCAAAUAGUUUCUUUUGAACGAGGAAAGCGAUGUUGAAGUUUUAACGCUAUCCGGUGGCAAGUUCCAUUCACUAGAAGCGAGGAAGGCAAAAGUACGUUUGC
Molecule: messenger RNA, 9952 nt
Organism: Porites lobata
Lineage: Eukaryota; Metazoa; Cnidaria; Anthozoa; Scleractinia; Poritidae
Source: the annotation of a GenBank genome assembly